GACUCCAAUCAUUCUUGACGGGAGUGAUGACAAAGGCCACGAGGGACCGGAUGGCAAAGCAGAAAUGAGAGAUCUGACACGAGACUUCAUGGAAACCAAUCCUAGUGUUGUGAACGGCCACCAAGUCUUUGAAGGAGACAUGGUCUUGACGGAGAGCCAGUGGCGAGCGGUCAGGGAGAGGAAGGCCCUUGCAGACCUCUCAGCGCGCUGGCCUGAACAGGGCGGCUUCCCCACCGUGCCCUACUACCUCGACACUACCGACUCCGCCACUGUGGCUGCCAUAAAUGCAGCGAUUGCUCACUGGGAGCAAAACACCUGCAUCAGAUUCCAGCUCACGUCCAACCUCGUUCAACCACACGUCAGGUUUUUUGAAGGGUCUGGAUGCUGGUCGUAUGUCGGCAUGCUGGGCCAGAAUGGACAAGACAUUUCCAUUGGAAGUGGCUGCAAAGAACUCGGCAUUGUCGCCCAUGAGAUCGGACACGCCAUUGGGUUCGUGCACGAGCAGAGUCGCCCCGACCGUGACGACUAUGUGGUCAUCAAUGAUGGCAACAUUCAAACUGGCAAGGAAAACAACUUCAAUAAGCACAGCACGUCAGUGGUCAACACCUACGGCAUACCAUACGACUACUCAUCCGACAUGCACUACGGCUCUACGGGCUUCACCAACAACGGCAAGACGACCAUCGCCACCCUAUAUCCCUUGGCGCAGGAGCUCAUCGGCCAGCGCACGGGACUCUCUCACAGGGACAUACUAUUGGCCAACACCAUGUACGGCUGCAUCAAUAAGUGGCUUGCUGCUUGCGGAGUGAUCGCCGACCCCUGCCAGAACGGCGGGUUUUAUGGAAAAGGCUGCGCUUGUGUGUGUCCCUCGGGCACCUCAGGGGCCAACUGUCAGACAGUGACAGGAGACUACUACGACGAGUUGACGAAUCCCUGCACUGAGAAAGUAACUCAGGAAGGCCUCCUCACCUCGCCGGGCUAUCCAAGCAACUACCCAAACAUCCAGUGCGUCAAGUGGAUUGUAGCUCCCGUGUGCCACGUGCCGCGAGUGACCUUCUCAGACUUUAACCUGUACGGAAAGAAUCCCUACUGCGGCUCGACUACAGAGACAUGCUGCUACUUUGAUGGCCUGGAGAUCAGAACCGACAACUUGUACAACGGUGCGGUGUAUUGUGGCACGGACAUCACUGCAGGCCAGACCUUCACCGGAACCGGUCAAGAGAUGAUUUUAUACUUCAGGGCGAUAAGUAAUAAUCUUCGCAGGGGAUGGUCUGCCCAACUCACCUUUGUGCCGCAACCGGGAUGCACAACCACCACUACAGAAACCUCCACCACCACCACAGCAACAACAACCACCACUACAGAACCCACCACCACCACUACAGAACCCACCACCACCACCACAGAACCCACCACCACCACCACCACCACAGCAACAACCACCACUACAGAACCCACCACCACCACUACAGAACCCACCACCACCACCACCACAGCAACAACCACCACUACAGAACCCACCACCACCACUACAGAACCCACCACCACCACCACAGAACCCACCACCACCACAACAGCAACAACCACCACUACAGAACCCACCACCACCACUACAGAACCCACCACCACCACUACAGAACCCACCACCACCAUUACAGAACCCACCACCACCACUACAGAACCCACCACCACCACUACAGAACCCACCACCACCACUACAGAACCCACCACAAGAAAGCCGAGUUAG
This is a messenger RNA of Eriocheir sinensis (Chinese mitten crab), 1747 nucleotides long. Its product is annotated as protein SpAN-like. The transcript has 12 exons. Bases 65 to 1747 code for a protein of 560 amino acids. Gene Ontology annotation, biological process: proteolysis. Lineage: Eukaryota; Metazoa; Arthropoda; Malacostraca; Decapoda; Varunidae. The record is from RefSeq and is a predicted model, not a curated record. Gene Ontology annotation, molecular function: metalloendopeptidase activity; zinc ion binding.